This is a messenger RNA of Vitrella brassicaformis, 958 nucleotides long. The record is from the annotation of a GenBank genome assembly. NCBI's taxonomy places the organism in Eukaryota, Vitrellaceae.
AUUGCAUUGUAUAGACACAAACACACGACCAGGAACCACACAACCUCACAAAACACACAUUUCGUGUGAUCGAUAGCUCGGUACAUUAAAUGGGAUACCACACAUUUCGCCCUCUAAGACACACAUCGCUGCCUGGCCGUCAGUGGCUAAUCAGAUGGACAGCCCCCACGUGUGUGUGUGUGGUCUCUCUCCUACUCUAUGCUGACCAACCGCAGCUGAACGUAGGGGGAAUAAGAUCCGGCUGGCUCUAUGAUUUGCCUCGUCUCCCCCUCCCGCAUCGACAGAACCGCCUCACGCCACCAAUCACGCUCAUCAGACACACGAGUCACCACCCCAUGGAAAUCGUAGCUUUUGUCCCGGCCGUUGAAUCCAUCACUCCAACCGAUCUCGUCGUGCUUGAUGCGGUCGUUGAGUGUCGGCACUCUGCCGGUGCCCUCCGUGACGAUGCGAUACCGGGCGCCAGACGGGAGGCGCACGUAGCCGUCAGGAAUGUUGUCGCCAUUGCUGGCCGCCGCCCCGUCGCCUCCCGCCGCUGGUGCUGCUGCCGCUGCCGCUGCCGCUGCCGCUGCUGGCCCGCUGUGCUGGUCUUCUUGACGGCGGCGCUUCGAGCCGACAGAUGACCUGACACACAAGAGGGCAGCCAUGCAACUUUUACUUGAUUGGCGUGAGGAUAACCCACUUGUCGUCGAUGCAGUGGAUGAUGCGGUUGUGUAACGAUUUCUUGAUGGCCACGCGGCGGCCAUUGACCUCGAACUCAUAGCCGCCGUUGCCAUCCUCAUACACGAAAUGGCCACCAACUUCAAACAAUCCGACAAGGCGGUCGCUCAUGGUGCCCUCCCUCUCUGGACACACACGCACAGACACACGAUGACUGACGUCAUUCACCCUCACUGAUUCCCUCCACAUCCCGCUUGAGUUCACCUUCCGUGCAGAUCUGCAGAUCUGAAGUGGUCCACAU